Molecule: messenger RNA, 1251 nt
Organism: Pristis pectinata (smalltooth sawfish)
Lineage: Eukaryota; Metazoa; Chordata; Chondrichthyes; Rhinopristiformes; Pristidae
Gene: ift22
Product: intraflagellar transport 22 homolog (Chlamydomonas)
Exons: 5
Coding region: 88-651 (187 amino acids)
Biological process (GO): intracellular protein transport
Cellular component (GO): endomembrane system
Molecular function (GO): GTPase activity
Source: RefSeq, a predicted model, not a curated record
CGCCCCUCCUCUUCUCCCUGGGAACGCGCCCCGCGGCCCGAGCGGUUUCCAUGGUGACGGGAGCGGGCGGACAGCGGCGCCGCCGCCAUGUUCAGUGCUAAGCUGCUCCUGGUGGGUCCGAGCGAGAGUGGAAAAACUGUUCUGGCAAAUUUUCUUUCUGAUGCAACAGAAGCCACUGGUGGUGAGUACAGCCCUACUCAAGGAGUCAGAAUACUGGAAUUCGAGUGUCCAAAUGUGAAUGCUGGUGGUAAAAAUGUUGGAUGUGAAGUGGAACUCUGGGAUUGCUCUGGUGAUCAGAAGUUUGAGACCUGCUGGCCUGCUUUAAUGAAAGACUCCAAUGGAGUUAUCAUUGUGUUUAAUGUUGAUAUACCCAGCCACCUGAAAGAGAUUGAGACGUUCUAUUCCUACUUUGUUCAGCAGCAACGGUUACAUGACUCUCAAUGUCUUCUCAUUGCUCACCACAAACCAAGCUCAGCAACUGGUAGAGGUCGGCCAAGUCUGGCCCAGCAACUAAACAAGCUGAGUUUGAUCCAUUCAAACCUAGAAGAGGAUCCAGAACAAGUCCGUACAGCUUUCCGUCAGUAUCUGGGGACAGUUGUCAGUUCUUUGUCUGAAAGCAGAGACAAAGAAGAGAUGUCAAUCAUCACCUAAACUGCUGAGGGAUUUUAAAUAGUUCCCGAAUGGAGCAACUUCAAUCAAAAAUCCAAAAUUGCAUCCAUUGGCAUAGUUCCAGCUCUUUUCCCUGUUCCACUUCUUCACUCAUCAUAUUUGCCCACAGAGAAUGCAGGUGGAUUAUCGGAUUCCUGUGCAGUACCACUGCCUGCACUCUGAUCCUGCUGUCUGCGGCUAUUCUGAAAGGCCAAGGAAGUUGCUUCCAAAUAUUUUUCAUACUUUACCAUGAUAUCUAGGCAACAAAUUGGAAAUGCAAGGAAUAUUAGUAACUUCAGAGUCCAAUAUUCAAAAUGGGAGAUAGCGAACAGAUUUAGAUUGAAUGUGAUUGAAGUCAGAUGCAUAGUAUUUAUUACAAAAUAUUAUCAGUGCCCUCUUCCAAAUGUUUUUUAAAAAAGACAAUGUCUGUUUAGUUUUGAAUUUGCAUUGUUCUUUUAAGAUUUCUUUUAAUUGGCAUUAGCCAGGCAAACCAAUGAUCUACCAAACCAAACUUCCACUUGUCUGUGGCUCAGAGUGGAAUGACUAACUGAAAGUCCAUGUGUAUCAGUAUUAACUGACUAUUAAAAUACAUUUUGUAAAUAU